This is a messenger RNA of Drosophila busckii, 2173 nucleotides long. Its product is annotated as beta-glucuronidase. The transcript is spliced from 4 exons. Gene Ontology annotation, molecular function: beta-glucuronidase activity; carbohydrate binding. The record is from RefSeq and is a predicted model, not a curated record. NCBI's taxonomy places the organism in Eukaryota, Metazoa, Arthropoda, Insecta, Diptera, Drosophilidae. Gene Ontology annotation, biological process: glucuronoside catabolic process; carbohydrate metabolic process. Bases 69 to 2108 code for a protein of 679 amino acids.
UCAACAAAAAGAACAAUAAAACUGAAUUAUGUUUUACACAUUUUCAUAUUAAUUGAAAAUUCUAAAGCAUGGAAUCUUUGUGGAGUUACUAUUUAACGCUAAUUUGCCUAACGUUGGUAGGAAUCGUAGCAUCAUUCGGUGAUUUUGAUUAUUUGGAAGAAUUUGAGGAGUAUGACCUGGAGGAAAAAUUUGCAAAUGUAAAGCCGCUUGCAGCUACAGUGGGACUGCUUUAUCCGCGGGAGUCAAUGACACGGGAAGUGCGCAGCUUAGAUGGCGUUUGGAUGCUUGUCAAAGGAAAUGCAAGUGAUCCAUUGCAGGGCAUAAAAGAAAAAUGGUAUGCACAAGCGUUGAGAAAAACUGGACAUGAAAUGGUGCAUAUGCCAGUGCCAGCAUCUUAUAACGAUAUAACUGUGAGUAAGGAGCUGCGCGAUCAUGUAGGCACAGUUUGGUAUGAACGUGACUUCUUUGUGCCACAUAGAUGGAGCAAGGAGCAUCAACGCACUUGGCUACGCUUUGGUAGCGUACACUAUCUGGCGAUGGUGUGGAUUAAUGGCCAACCAGCGGUUAAACAUUGCAUAGGACAUUUGCCUUUUGAAGCUGAAGUUGGGCAUUUGCUCAAGUUUGGCAACAAAAAUCGCAUUACAGUAAUGGUGGACAAUCGUCUGGACAAUAGCACCAUACCACAGGGUGAAGUACUUGAGGAGGAGAGCGACACAGGUGUGGUCCAUUUGCAGUCAUAUACAUUUGACUUUUUCAACUAUGCUGGCAUACAUCGAUCCGUGCAGCUCUACACCACGCCACAAACAUAUAUCAGAGAUAUAGAACUGAACACACAGCUUAUAAACAAGCAAGUGGGACGCAUAGACUAUCGAUUAGAUGCAGACUUAGUCGAACCACACAUGGCUAAUCUGGUGCUGUUGAAAUUACAUAAUCAUCUGGGUAAGGUGGUGGUUCAUCAGAUAAAUCGCAAUAUGCGCAAUGGAACGCUAGUGGUGCCCAAUGUUAAGCCCUGGUGGCCCUAUCUAAUGCAUCCAGAGCCGGGUUAUAUGUACACGCUGGAAGUGCAAUUAAUUGCCGCAAGUGGCAAUGAGACUGAUGGCGAAAUAUUGGAUGUUUAUAGCUUGCCUGUAGGUAUACGCAGUCUUAGCUGGGAUAAUAAUAGCUUAUAUAUCAAUGGCAUGCCGGCUUACCUGCGCGGAUUUGGCAAGCAUGAGGAUUCGGAUCUACGUGGCAAGGGCUUGGACAAUGCAUUACUUGUGCGGGACUUUAAUCUGUUGAAAUGGGUAGGCGCUAAUGCUUACCGCACCUCACAUUAUCCCUACUCGGAGGAGUCUAUGCAAUUCGCCGAUGAGCAUGGCAUUAUGAUUGUCGACGAGUGUCCCAGCGUCGACACAGAUCACUUUGAGCCGCUGUUGCUGGAACAGCACAUGACAGCGCUAGAGCAGCUCAUACAUCGAGAUCGCAAUCACGCUAGUGUUAUUGCCUGGUCUAUAGCUAAUGAGCCACGCUCCUGGAACAAAUACGGAGCGCCAUACUUUAAGAGCUUAGCUAAUUAUACAAAAAGCAUAGCGCAUGGACGACCGCUGACGGGAGCGAGCAAUGCGUUUUACCCGUCAAAGUGCAUGAUGUCACAGUUUUUGGAUAUUAUAGGCAUUAAUCGCUAUAAUGCCUGGUACCACAGUGCGGGUCGAACCGAUAUGAUCGUAAAUAAAGUGUUUGAAGAGGUUGACAGUUGGCGCCAGGAAUAUAAGAAGCCUGUUAUAUUAUUUGAGUACGGUGGAGAUGCAUUGGCAGGUUUUCACAUGCUGCCAUCUUCUGUGUGGUCCGAGGAUUAUCAAGUAGAGUUGCUCUCAAAGCAUUUUCAAGCAUUCGACAAGCUUCGUAAACUCAACUGGUUUAUUGGAGAAUUUGUGUGGAACUUUGCCGAUUUUCAAACAGAACAAUCAACUACGCGUGCGGGUGGCAACAAGAAGGGCAUGUUUACACGCAAUCGCCAGCCCAAAAGCACAGCCUAUUUGCUAAGGCAACGCUAUUAUGCACUUGCCUUUAAACUCAACAAUGCCAGUAUGCCCACUGAUCUCUUUGAUUACAUUAUCAACUGGAAUUGAUAAUUGUAUUAACUAACUUAGCUUUAAUCGAAACCAAAUAUAAUUCACAUAUGUCACACAUGUCA